GCCAUGAGCGAUGCUGUAGGUACCUCUGGAGUCCCACAAUACAGACACACAGUGAUGGCGGGGAAGAAAUGCUGUAUGGAGCUGGGUGUGGGUGUGACAGAUGCUGUUUUUCAAUCAGCUGUUCUGCAGAGUGGCCAGGCUGCACCAUUGCAGGGACCAACAGCGUCAGGUGCUGCCACUCCACAGUCUGUCCUGGUAGAGCCUCUCUUUGCCAACUGAGACAACAAGGUGUUUAUGGACUCACAAGAGUAACAUGAGACAAUGAAUACACAGGAAGUGCCUGUUUGGUGUGCAACGUUCAGAAUCAGCCCAUUUCUGAGAACAGGAAAAUGAAACUAAAUUUGUCUCUUCUCUGCAGAAGCAGCCAUGGCUGCUGCAAAUCCAGCACAACCGCUCCUAGCUGAACUGACUUGUUCAGUGUGUACAGAUUAUUUUAAAGAUCCAGUGUGUCUAGAUUGUGGGCACAAUUUCUGCCAGGCCUGCAUCACUCGGUGCUGGGAGGGAUUGCAUACAAACUUCCGCUGUCCUGAGUGCAGAGAAACCUUCUCCCAGAGAAAUGUCAAACCAAACAGAAAGCUGAGGAAUAUUGUAGAAGCUUCCAGAAAACUUACACUGGAGCCAACAAAAGAACCAGAAGUUGGGAGAGUGUGUGAAAAACACCAGAGGGCUUUAGAUGUCUUCUGCCAAGAGGAUCAAACACCCAUUUGUUUGCUUUGCCAUCUGUCCCGAGAUCACAGAGAACACACUGUGGUUCCCAUAGAGGAGGCUGCCGAGGAGUACAAGGACCAAAUUCAGAGCCGUUUGGAGAUUUUGAAGAAAGAGAAAGAAGAGAUUCUGUCAUUUAAAUUGACUGGGAAAAUUAAAAGCCAGGAACUGCUGAAUCAGCUAGAAACUGAGAAGCAGAAGAUUGUGUCUGAAGUUCAGCAAUUGCGCCAGUUUCUGGAGGAACAAGAGCGACUCCUGCUGGCCCAGCUAGAAGAGCUGAAUCAGGAAAUUGAAAAGAGGAGGGAUGACUAUGUUGCCAAACUAUCUGAGGAAAUAUCUUCUUUCACUUCCCUGAUCAGUGAGAUGGAGCAGAAGUGCCAGCAGUCAGCAAGUGAAUUCCUGCAGGACAUCAAAAGCACCUUGAGCAGAUGCGAGAGGAAGACGUUUCAGAACCCAGUGGCCUUUUCUUCUGAACUGAAAUGGAGAAUCUGGGAAUCUUCUCAAAGAAAUGCCUCUGUGGAGACCAUAAUGAAAAAAUUCAAAGACUCACUGUCAUCUAGACAGCGGUUGGACAAAGCGAACGUGACUCUGGAUCCAGACACGGCCCAUCCCAAACUCAUUGUGUCUGCGGAUCAGAAAAGUGUGAGAGGGGGCACAUUGCAGGAACUACCCGACAACCCGGAGAGAUUUGACACUGCGCACUGUGUGCUGGGCUGUGAGGGAUUCACCUCGGGCCGACAUUACUGGGAGGUGGAGGUGCAGUGGGGGGGAGUCUGUGCUGUGGGGGUGGCCAGAGAGUCUGUGAGCAGGAAGGGAGAGAUUAGCUUUACCCCUGAGCAGGGGAUCUGGGCUGUGGAGUGCAGUGAGGAUCACUUCUGGGCUCUCACGUCCCCUCGGCAGCUUAUCCCCUUCCCCCCGAGCCGGGCACCCCCCAGGAUCCGGGUUUAUCUGGACUAUGAACUGGGGCAGGUGGUGUUUUUUGAUGCUGGUACCGGGGACCUGAUCGUCAUUUUCCCGCCGGCCUCUUUCGCUGGGGAGAGAAUCCGCCCAUUCUUCCGGGUGCGUCACAGAGGCUUAUGGGUGUUCCCGCGCCCAGGCGGCCGACUCACACUGUGUCCCUGAGCUGCCCUGUCUGUCCCCAUGAAACAGGCUCCUCUGUCCCCCUCUUCCCACUCC
This is a messenger RNA of Chrysemys picta bellii (western painted turtle), 1881 nucleotides long. NCBI's taxonomy places the organism in Eukaryota, Metazoa, Chordata, Testudines, Emydidae. The record is from RefSeq and is a predicted model, not a curated record.